Messenger RNA from Styela clava, 2600 nucleotides. RefSeq lists its product as uncharacterized. Gene Ontology annotation, biological process: wound healing; intermediate filament bundle assembly. The record is from RefSeq and is a predicted model, not a curated record. NCBI's taxonomy places the organism in Eukaryota, Metazoa, Chordata, Ascidiacea, Stolidobranchia, Styelidae. Gene Ontology annotation, molecular function: keratin filament binding; structural molecule activity. Gene Ontology annotation, cellular component: cytoplasm; cytoskeleton; membrane.
UACAAUUAAUAGGCCCUGGGCCUACAGAAUAGGGCUCCAUAGUAAUCAUCAUGGAGGGUUGGGUGAUUGCAGUUGUUGUAAUUCUGGCAUUACUAAUGCUAGGAAUAUCAGGAUUGGUUGGAUAUCUACUCUAUCGACCAAGACACAGGAGAAAACAGCCAAAAAAGGGCUCCAUGACUCCAGAUGAAAAAGUUGCGACAAAAUAUCCUGAACCACCAGAGAACGGAGAUGUUAAACUUACCAUGCCGGAGGAUGGAAACGGGACAAUAUUACCACCGUACUCUCCAGCUAAAAAAGAUUCUAUAGAUGACAAACCGAAUGAUAUAAAGGUCAAUAUCGAAUCCGACAGUGAUAAGGAUGAGCCUGAAAAGAACGGUUUGUUAAAAGAAGUAAAGGUGGAGCCACGAGAACGUGCAGUUGAUGUUGGUCAACUUGAACAGAAAGCCCCAGAAGGUCCUGACGAGUCAUCAUCAUCGUCAUCAGAUGAUGACAAAGAAAGUAAGAAGGAUGAAAAAGGCUCAGACAAAAAAUCAUCCGGAGAAUCGACGUCGUCUUCGGAUUCUGAUGGUGACAAUGUACAACCCGUGGCGGUGCUUGGAGACAAGCCUGAUUCCGAGCAAGAAGAAAAGAGGGCAAAAAUGCCCGGCGCCUCCUCCUCUUCUUCUUCGUCGAGCUCUAGCGAUGAAGACACAGUCGAACCAAUGCCACCGUUACAGCCUCGUAUUAUUCGUGACGAGCAACCGAAAGAAUCUGAUGAUUCAGAUCUUGUGUCUGAUGUUUUGGCAGCAGUGGAUCAACCGAAGGAGCAGAAAGAACAAAGUUCCUCGUCAAGUUCAUCAGGAGAAGACAAAAAGGACACCAACGCACUUAUAGUGCCGGUAGCAGCUCGCAAGCGGUCUCCAAAAGACAAGAGAAAAUCAGGAUCAUCAACAUCAUCGUCAUCUGAUGAAUAUGAUCCGACAGCAGAUGUCAGAAAGAAACCACCGAAACCAAGACAAAGAACAAAGAAACCAUCCGAUGGAAAGAGAAAAGAAAAACCAUCUAGUUCGUCGUCAUCAUCUGGAGAAGAUGGCAAAACUGCGCCGAUCGUUGUCACAAGAGACAAAAAAGAUAAAGAGAAACAUAUGUCUUCAAGCUCAUCAUCGUCAUCAGACGGCGAAAAAAAGAUAAUACCGGUUGUUGCAGCCAAAGACGCAGAAGCCAGGAAACCGUCAUCCUCCAGUUCAGAAUCUGAUGAUGAUGCAAAGAAACGAAGAAGUGAACUUAUAGUGGUAAAACCGAAGAGACAUCCAGGUGAAAGUUCUAGUUCGUCAUCGUCAGGCGAAGAUAAAGUAAUCGUUCCAGUGAUUGUGGGUAAAGACAAACAUGCGAAGAAAUCAUCUGAAUCGUCGUCUUCCGACUCUGAUUCUGAUGAAAAAGCAAAGCGACUUGGAGACGAUAUAUCGACACAAACAGCGGAUAUUCCCCCAACUCGAAAGAGAAGUAAGAGAAAGAAGAAAACCAAGAGUACACCUCCGACCUCUGCAAAAUAUCCAAUUGCUACACAGACAUCCAAAAUAUCUUCCUCGUCUUCAAGCUCUGAAUCGGGAGGCGAGGCAGACAAAAUCAAACGGAAGAAGAGAAGAUCGUCUGCUACCAGCUCAUCGUCGUCCAGUUCCGAUAAUUCUAUCAAACGAAAGCAAGAACUUUAUGUAUCACCAGUCAAAGCAUAUGACGUCACUGCUAAGAAAGCCCCAGAAAGUAGUAGCAGCAGCAGUGACGACGUGGAUCUUGGUAUUAAGGGCAAAGCAAUACCGGAUAUUACAUUUAUAUCAGCAUGGAAUCGUCCAGCCAAAUUACGAGAUUUAUAUGCAGCAGGAUUGGUUCCAGAUGAAACGUUAACAGGACUGCGCAAAGGUACUCUUCCAAAUAAAGACGCGGAGAUAAAACUAAAGCCAUAUCUUUGCGGAGAACAACCGGUUGCUGGAGUUUUGAUUUCAGAAACAGGAGAAAAACUCUCAAUUUACGAUGGCUGGAAGAGAGGUCUUCUUAAACAAGAAACAUGCAUGGCUUUAUUGGAAGCUCAGGUAGCAACCGGGAGAAUUGUUGAUCCUAAAACAGGAGCUCGUUAUUCGGUCGCAGAAGCUACAAAAGCAGGAGUAGUGGAUAAGCAACUUGAAGCUGUAUUGGCAAGGGACGAGAGAGCUGUGUGUGGAUACACUACCAAGUCAGAAUCCGAUGUUCUUUCAUUGUUCGAAGCUAUGAAGCGUGGGCAUAUACCUGAAUCACACGGAAUCCGUUUGUUGGAAGCGCAGCUCGCAACAGGAGGUAUUAUUGAUCCUAAAGUGAAUCACCGUUUGCCUUUGGAUGUGGCGUAUAAGCGUGGAUUGCUUGAUAAAAAGACAUCAAACAUGUUGGAUUAUCCUGAAAAUAGGAGUGAAGCUGGAAGAGAUGUAGCACGAGCCUACUCUGACCCGAACACCGGAGACAACAUCACGUAUUUGGAACUCAUGGGAAGGUGCGUCAAAGAUGCAGACACAGGAAUGCGAUUACUACCUUUAUACGCCCGUCGCUCAGCAUGGGAAGAUACUGAACCCAAGGUAUUUCUUAACUCCGCAUAA